AUGUCGAGCCAACAAACCACACCCGACUCUGGUGGAUACCGUACAUUAGCGACGGAUCGAGACGAAUCCUGUUCAAGUGACUUCGACGUUGACUAUCAAGCGAUUUUGUUCGUCAUCGACGCCUUUGGUGACUCGGCAUUUACACUCUCACCUGGCCGUCGUACAACGUUCCCAACCGACGCCUCGCCAUCUCACGACUCUAGCAUCCCCAAGCGACGCUCGUUCACUCUCCUCUCAGACUCAUCAUCAUCGGACACUGCGUACCAGGACAGCGACAGCGGGCUUGAGAGCGAUACAGAGACGGACGUAGACGAUGACAUAUACGAUUACGAACACAUUGAAGAGAUAAAAACCGAAGGAAACGGAGAUGACGGAUACUCAUUCCAAUUAUUACCUGCGGUGACUGUACCGUCGUUCACGACUGGACCAAGAUCGAUGGACGCGCCGUGGCCAUAUACUUUCGAGAAAGGAAGCACAGCAUUCGCGAAAAACGCAAACGGAACGUGGCAUCGCGUAACACUUCUGGACAGCGGCUUCCUUUCCUCAGCGGGAAUCAGAGACUCCUUCCUUGACCUAGACACACCUUCCAUUUCUGAAAAUGCAUUAAUGUACACUGCACGGUGGACCGACUCUUCAGGUCGAACAUGCUAUGGAACGUUCUGCCCUACACGUGGAGAUUUGAAGCCUGAUGAUGCGCAUGUACGGAGGUUACUCGCUAAGGAGGGAAGCUUGAGGAAUUGAGGGAAUUGAGUAGAUUGAAGAGUAAAAAAGGAAUUUAUUGCAUAUCUUUAUCCAAGUUCAUUUCUUUCCGUAUAUAUGCGCAAAUUUUUAUAGGUAUAUUGUGGUAUCCAAGACUGUCCAUCCAAAUACAUUAUCC
Messenger RNA from Fomitiporia mediterranea MF3/22, 877 nucleotides. RefSeq lists its product as uncharacterized. NCBI's taxonomy places the organism in Eukaryota, Fungi, Basidiomycota, Agaricomycetes, Hymenochaetales, Hymenochaetaceae. The transcript is spliced from 2 exons. The record is from RefSeq and is a predicted model, not a curated record. The coding region runs from base 1 to 741 and encodes 246 amino acids.